UCCUUUUCUUUAUAUCCCUUUCCAUCCCAUCUCUACUUCUAUCUUCCUCUUCAUCUCUAUCUUCUUAUCCAUCUGUGUGUGCUCUUCCACACCUCUUCAACAUACCCAUUAGACACCAAAAUGUGAUUGCUAGUAAAUAUAUACCUAUUCUUGAGCGAUGAAGCCAUACUAACUUUUAUAGAUAUAUUAAAAAAAUAGUUGAUCCCUAAUAGCGAGCAGACCAGUCUAAGACAGUGUGUGAAACGUGAUGGGAAAGGAAUCUGCGCAUAGCGUUCAAGAAAUCAGUGGUUUGACCACUAGUGUAGAAUUAAUUUAAAAAUAAUGAAGCACACAAUUUUAAAAAACAUUCUUCUACAGUUUAGACUGACUAAAAUGGCUUUUGAAGAGCAAAAGAGUCAUAUUCAAAGACUGAAUUCAAUGGAUUAGAAGAGCGUGUGUUGCACCAACUAGAUUGAUAUUGACCAAUGGCCAAUAGCCACGUGUCAUGAAGAUUUGGGAUAAAAUAAGGAGCGACCUUCCACUGAAGCGAAGAAAUCCAGAGAGAGAAGGCAUUGCUGCAGCACCAACACAAGAAAAGAGAAGGGAUGGCUUCUGCAUUCGCAUCACAUUCCUUCAUUGCUCCUCUCCACUCACACAAGACUGCCUCCACUGCCCAUUCUCACAAAUUUCCUACCUCCAUAAGCUUUUGCAACAAGAUAAUUAGAGGCAGGGGCAGGGGCAGCGGCAGGGGCACAAAUAGGGGGGGUUCUUUUUUCACUGUUUGUUUGGCAUCAGAUCCACAGCAGCUGAAACAGGCAGGCCAAGACAUCCGCAAUCUCAUAAAAUCUACUCGCUGUAAUCCAAUUCUUAUAAGAUUGGGAUGGCAUGAUUCUGGCACAUAUGACAAGAGCAUUCAAGAAUGGCCCAAGUGUGGUGGGGCCAAUGGAAGCUUGCGAUUUGAGAUAGAACUAAACUACACAGCAAAUGCUGGUCUCAUAAAUGCUUUAAAGCUCUUGCAGCCCAUCAAGGACAAAUAUACAAAUAUUACAUAUGCAGAUUUGUUCCAGUUAGCGAGUGCCACAGCCAUUGAGGAUGCUGGAGGCCCUGAAAUUCCUAUGAAAUAUGGGCGAGUAGAUGCACCACGACCUGAAGAUUGUCCACCAGAAGGGAAACUUCCAGAUGCUGGUCCUCCAUCACCUGCAGAUCAUCUGCGAGAUGUCUUCUACAGAAUGGGAUUAACAGAUAAGGAAAUUGUUGCAUUGUCUGGUGCACACACCCUUGGAAGGUCUAGGCCAGAACGUAGUGGCUGGGGCAAGCCUGAAACCAAAUACACAAAAGAUGGUCCUGGGGCACCAGGAGGUCAAUCGUGGACAGUAGAGUGGCUUAAAUUUGAUAAUUCUUAUUUCAAGGACAUAAAAGAGAGGAGGGAUCUCGAUCUUCUAGUAUUGCCAACUGAUGCUGUUCUUUUUGAAGAUCCUGGUUUCAAGGUAUAUGCUGAGAAAUAUGCAGUUGAUCAGGAUGCAUUUUUCAAGGACUAUGCAGAGGCUCAUGCAAAACUUAGUAACCUUGGUGCCAAGUUUGAUCCUCCUGAUGGGAUUUCUAUUGCAGAUGGUCGUGAAACACCAGUUGGGGAAAAGUUUGUAGCUGCCAAAUACUCCACUGGGGGAAGUGAAAGCAGUGCUUAGACCAUCAUCCUAUGUGAAUUUUUAUUCCACAAGAUUUCCAAGGAACUAAUAAUAGGUAAAGUUAAUAAGGAGAUACAAGUAUAGGGGAAUGACCCCUCAUAUUUGAGUGCAGAAGGAGAUAUCUGAUUCAAUGAAGGCGAAAAUGCGUGCUGAAUAUCUAGCUGUUGGAGGGAGCCCAGAUAAGCCUCUUCAAUCUAAUUAUUUUCUCAAUAUAAUUAUUUUCAUAGGGGUUCUGGCAGUUUUGUCAUACCUGUACGGUAAUUGAAUGGCAGUGUAUUUCUCCCAGUCAAAGUGAGGAAGUGCCUUUUUGGAAGUUGCAAUGUUAUUAUUACAGUCUAAAGAACAACGUCAUUAAGUGCAUGUUUUAUGGACAUGAUAUUUGUGGUUAUUACUAUGCAUUUGCAUGUGGAAGAUUCACUCUCUUUGCAUCAUGCUUUUUGAAAUAAUAUUACAUGUUUCAGGGAAUGAAGCGCUAGAGUAUUUCAAUUUAUGGUCAAUGAAAUCUUUAUGUAUUGACCACCAAAUGAAUUUGUUGAUCCUAAUCCAUGGAUUGGGAAAUAUAUCAAAGUUACCUCUCUGUAAUUGAAAUACUUUCAUAUGCAAGUCAUAUUUUCAUGUUAACCAUUA
Molecule: messenger RNA, 2291 nt
Organism: Cryptomeria japonica (Japanese cedar)
Lineage: Eukaryota; Viridiplantae; Streptophyta; Pinopsida; Cupressales; Cupressaceae
Product: probable L-ascorbate peroxidase 6, chloroplastic/mitochondrial
Exons: 12
Coding region: 585-1664 (359 amino acids)
Biological process (GO): hydrogen peroxide catabolic process; cellular response to oxidative stress; response to reactive oxygen species
Molecular function (GO): heme binding; peroxidase activity
Source: RefSeq, a predicted model, not a curated record